Molecule: messenger RNA, 1497 nt
Organism: Aspergillus puulaauensis
Lineage: Eukaryota; Fungi; Ascomycota; Eurotiomycetes; Eurotiales; Aspergillaceae
Product: aldehyde dehydrogenase
Exons: 1
Coding region: 1-1497 (498 amino acids)
Molecular function (GO): aldehyde dehydrogenase (NAD+) activity
Source: RefSeq, a predicted model, not a curated record
AUGGCAGAUAUUCCACACAUCUCAAGCUGGAUCAACGGCCAAUACACGCCACCAACCCCAACCACCAUCCCAGUCCUCAACCCCGCAACCGAAUCUCCCCUCGCAACCAUCAAUGCAACAGACACCGACACAACUAAUGCCAUCAUCACUUCCUCCUGGACCAACUUCCACUCAGGAAUAUGGUCCCAAAAAGACCCCAGCGACAGAUUCACCAUCCUGUCCAAAGCCGCCUCCCUCCUCCGCGCCAACCUUCAUGAAUUCAUCCCCCUCGAAACCGCCCAAACAGGCCGGCCCAUCCGCGAGAUGCGCACCCAACUCGCCCGCAUCCCCGAAUGGCUCGACUACUUCGCCUCUCUCGCACGCGUCCACGAAGGCCGCGUAACACCCUUCAAGGGUGCCGUCACAAACACCCUCACCCGCGUCCCGCUCGGCGUUGUCGCCCUCAUAACACCAUACAACCACCCCCUCCUAAUCGCGAUGAAGAAAAUAGCCGCCGCGCUCGCAGCAGGAAACACAGUCAUCGUGAAACCUUCUGAACUCGCGCCGCUCUCAGUCCUGAAACUCGGCCCGCUAUUCAAAGAGGCUGGACUCCCAGAUGGCACAUUGCAGAUUGUAUCCGGGUAUGGCGCGGAGACGGGCAAAUGCCUCUGCGAGAGCCCGCAAAUCUCGAAGAUUGAUCUUACUGGCGGGAUUGGGACUUAUAGGGCUAUUGCGCCUAUUGCGGCCGUGAAUAUGGUCCCUGUUACUGCGGAGCUGGGUGGGAAAGCACCCGUGUGUCUGUUUCCGAGUGUGGACAUCGAGGUCGCGGUGAAAGCUGCCCUGUUCGCUGGGUUUAUAGCCAGCGGGCAGACUUGUGUAACUGGGAGUCGGUUGCUGGUCCAUGCGGAUAUUUACGAGCCGUUUAAGGCAUUACUCCAGAGGAGAGUGAAGGCAUUAAGGGUCGGCGAUCCGACGGACGAAAAGACGCAGAUUGGAUCCGUUAUCUCUGCCGCUGCGGUUGAACGCUGUACGUCGUUUGUCUCGAGGGCCACAGCGGAGGGAGGGAAGAUUCUCUGCGGCGGGAACACUACGACGAUAAACCCCGAAGGAAAGGGUUUCUUCUUCGAGCCUACAGUCAUUGAAACAAGCGCCACCUCUGACCUAGCAAGGAAUGAGGUCUUCGGACCUGUCCUCGCGCUGAUAAGGUGUGAGUCCGAAGACGAGAUCAUCCAGAUUGCAAACGGUACAUCAUACGCGCUGGGUGCGUCCGUAUGGACGAACGACUUCACGCAGGCCCAUCGGGUUGCCGGUAGGAUUGAGGCGGGUAUUGUCUGGAUCAAUGGGCAUCAUUUGAAUGACCCGUCGUCGCCUUGGGGAGGGUUUAAAGAGAGUGGCAUCGGGAAGGAGAAUGGAGCUGAGGCUUAUGAGGCCUAUACGAAGGUUAAGAGUACGGUGAUGAAUUAUGGGGUUGCACCGGUUUGGUUUGAUGAUGAGGUUGAGAACGCGAGGUAUGGUUGA